Molecule: messenger RNA, 4158 nt
Organism: Eremothecium sinecaudum
Lineage: Eukaryota; Fungi; Ascomycota; Saccharomycetes; Saccharomycetales; Saccharomycetaceae
Gene: LYS2
Product: L-aminoadipate-semialdehyde dehydrogenase
Exons: 1
Coding region: 1-4158 (1385 amino acids)
Biological process (GO): L-lysine biosynthetic process
Molecular function (GO): phosphopantetheine binding; L-aminoadipate-semialdehyde dehydrogenase [NAD(P)+] activity
Source: RefSeq, a predicted model, not a curated record
AUGGUUGCUACGAACGAUGACACAGCUGAUGUUGUCAGUUCCUGGUCCGAGAGACUAGAGAACGCUACUAUUACUAGACUUCCAUAUGACUUUUCUAGGCCACUUGAAGGACCUCAAUUAGAGGAACAGACAUAUUCGCAUGCUAUUCCGGAGUUGGGCCGUCUUACUGCAGAUACAGCUUAUACCGUUACGCUUACAGCAUGGGUAGCCCUGUUAUACAGGUUUACUGAUAAUGAAGAAAUUGUGCUGUAUGCUAAUAAUGAUAAGGUUUUAAGAAUCAAUGUGUCAUCUGAAAUGUCCUUCCAAGCGCUACUAACAGCAGUUAGCACCGAGUUGCAAUCGGUAGCAGACAUGGGUAAAGGAGACUUUGAUGCGGUCUCUGAAUUCAUGAAAGCAAAGAGUGGAUUAGAGAAGACUCCCAAUAUAUUUACAGUUGGUAUUGUUUCUGGGGCGCUGGCGAUAAAUCUUGGGCGUUUCCAUCACAACGUUAUUGAUUGCUUGUUAAGCUUAGAGGGAGGAGAUACGUUGAGCAUAAUAUACAAUUCGCUGUUAUAUUCAAGUACCCGUAUCGAGAUAAUGGGAGAGCAGUUGAGAAGCUUAAUAUCGGCAGUGCUAAACAAGAAUAGCGACCCAAUUACAUCUAUAUCGUUGGUUACUCCGUCAGUUUCUGGUAUUCUUCCAGACCCAACUGCCAACUUACAUUGGGACAAAUAUCGUGGUUCUAUUCAAGAUAUAUUCCAAGAUAAUGCUGUGAAAUGCGCUGAAAAAACGUGUGUGAUUGAAACCCCUGGUAAUGGACUCGAAACAAGCCGGUAUUUCACGUACCGUGAUAUCGACCAAGCGUCUAAUAUUGUGGCGCACUAUUUGAUUGAUGCUGGUAUCAAACCUCAAGAUGUUGUUACAAUAUAUUCAUCUCGAAGUGUUGAAUUAAUCUGCUCUAUUAUGGGUGUUUUAAAAGCUGGUGGGACGUUUUCAGUAAUUGACCCAGCGUACCCUCCGGAAAGACAAAAUAUUUAUCUCAAAGUUGCGAUUCCAAAGGUAGUUAUUGUAAUAGCGUCAGCAGGCACUUUAAGUGAUGUGGUGAAUGACUUUAUAGCAAAGGAGUUAAACGUUUUAUCUAUUAUUCCUGCUGUCAAAAUGCAAAAUGACGGCACAAUAUUAGGCGGUGUCAUCUCUGGCGACAGCGAUGAUUGCUUUUCAAAAGUUAACCAUUUGAAAGCUACAAGAACAGGUGUGACAGUAGGCCCCGACAGCAAUCCGACUUUAUCAUUUACAUCUGGAUCUGAAGGUAUUCCAAAGGGUGUUUUAGGAAGAGCCUUUUCUCUUGCUUACUACUUUGACUGGAUGGCGGAGAGAUUUUCUUUGUCACCUAACGACAAGUUCACGAUGUUGAGCGGUAUAGCUCAUGAUCCCAUCCAGAGAGACAUUUUUACUCCCCUAUUCUUUGGAGCACAGAUAUUAAUCCCAUCUGCUGACGACAUUGGAACACCUGGCAAAUUAGCGCAAUGGAUGGCCGAUUACGGAGCAACUGUCACCCACCUGACGCCAGCGAUGGGGCAAUUGUUGACAGCUCAUGCAACAGUACCAUUUCCUAAACUACAUCAUGCCUUCUUUGUUGGAGAUAUUCUAACUAAAAGGGAUUGUACUACGUUGCAAAAACUAGCUAAAAAUGCUAACAUUGUGAAUAUGUAUGGGACCACUGAAACUCAGCGCGCAGUUUCUUAUUUUGAAGUCAAACCCAAAGCAAUAGAACCAGAUUUCCUUGAAAAGGUUAAAGAUGUUAUACCUGCAGGGAGAGGUAUGGUUGAUGUCCAGCUGUUAGUUGUUAACAGAAAAGAUAGAAACAAACUCUGUGGUGUUGGGGAAGUUGGUGAGUUAUAUGUACGUGCAGGCGGUUUAGCGGAAGGUUACCGUGGGUUACCAGAAUUGAACAAAGAAAAGUUCCUCGAAAAUUGGUUUGUCAACAAGAACCAUUGGAGUUCAAUAUGCGCUCCCAAGGAUAAUACAUGGGGCCAAUUUUGGUUUGGCCCAAGAGACAGAUUGUAUCGUACAGGUGAUCUGGGCCGUUAUUUGCCGGAUGGAAACUGUGAAUGUUGCGGAAGAGCAGAUGACCAGGUGAAAAUUCGUGGGUUUAGAAUUGAGCUGGGAGAAAUUGAUACUGCAGUAUCUCGUCAUCCUUUGAUUCGUGAGAAUAUCACCUUAGUCCGUGAAAAUGCCGCCGAUGAGCCGACGCUGAUAACAUUUUUAAUUCCAAGGUUCGAAAAACCUGAAAUAAAGCAAUUCACCACGGACGUAAACGAACCUAUAGAUGAUGAUACAGUUCUAGGAUGGCUGCGUUAUGAGGCAUUGAUAGCUGAUGUUAAAGCCUACUUAAAGAAACGACUAGCAUUAUAUGCGAUCCCACCUGUUAUAAUUAUCAUGAAUAAGUUACCAUUGAAUCCUAACGGUAAAGUGGACAAACCAAAGCUCAAGUAUCCAUGUCAAAAGCAAUUUGAUUUGUUGGCGAAGCACAGCACAACUGUCUCGUUGACUGCAGAAGAAAAGGCAAUCUGCGAUAUUUGGCAAGAAGUGUUACCUACUAAGACAACAAAGAUAUCUCGUGAUGACACAUUUUUUGAUUUGGGUGGUCAUUCUAUAUUGGCAACGAAGAUGAUUUUCACAUUAAGGAACAAAUUGAACCUUGAAAUUCCUCUAGGUACCAUAUUUAAAUACCCAACUAUCAAAUUGUUCACGGAAGAGAUUAGCAGGAUCAAGAAUCUCACUAAGGCGGACGUUCCAGUACUCAAUGAAAUCUCCGAGUACGCCAACGAUGCUGCUAAAUUAAUGGAUACAAUGGUUGCACCUUCUUACCCUUCCCGUAGUUCUAUUAUUCAGAAUAAAGAAGGUCCUGCGAAAGUCAAUGUUUUCUUAACUGGUGCUACUGGAUUUUUGGGAUCAUACAUCUUGGCUGACAUCUUAAACAGACCAAAAAAUCAAUAUAUUACUAAGGUCUAUGCUCAUGUUAGGGCCAGUAACGCGACUGAAGGAUUAAAAAGAUUGAAGGGAUCGUGUAAGGCGUAUGGGACUUGGUGUGAAGAGUUCGAGAGCCGCAUUGAGAUAGUUCUUGGAGAUUUGUCGAAGAAGAACUUUGGACUUGAAGAACAUGCUUGGGAAGAGUUAGCUAAUAAAAUCGAUGUGAUAAUCCAUAACGCUGCAUUAGUUCAUUGGGUAUAUCCAUAUUCUAAAUUAAGAGACUCUAAUGUUCUAAGCACUAUAAAUGUGAUGAACUUGGCCGCUCUGAAUAAGGCGAAAUACUUCACAUUUGUUUCAUCAACGUCGACCCUUGAUACCGAACAUUAUUACGAGUUGUCAGAAAAGAUUUUAAAGGAGGGGAAGAGUGGGCUAUUAGAAUCCGAUGAUUUGAGCGGGUCCAAAACAGGCUUAAGUGGUGGUUACGGACAGUCAAAAUGGGCUGCUGAAUAUGUAGUCAGAAAUGCGGGCAAACGUGGCUUAAGAGGUUGCAUUGUUAGGCCAGGGUAUGUAACAGGCGCAUCUAACAACGGUUCUUCGAAUCCCGAUGAUUUCUUAUUACGUCUAAUGAAAGGAUGCAUCCAAAUUGGUGCCGCUCCAGAUAUCAAGAACCCGGUCAACAUGCUUCCGGUAGAUCAUGUAGCGCAUAUUGUGACUGCUGCAUCAUUUCAUCCACCAAAGACGGACGAGAUCGCUGUUGCCAAUGUGACAUCUAAGCAACAAUUGCUUCUUUGCGACUUUUUACACUCUUUAAAGGUUUAUGGAUAUCAUCUAAGAAUGGAGCCUUACGAAAGUUGGAAGACCCUUCUAGAGGAAACAGCUACCGAUGAGAGUAACUCAUUAUAUCCGUUGUUACACUUCGUGCUGGACCGUUUACCCGAAAAUACCCGCACCCCGGCUUUAGAUUAUUCAAAUACUAUGAAUUCUUUAAUACGCGAUGGUGCCGAUGAUAAAUUAGUGAAAGAAAUCAAUAAUGGUGUCACGAAUGAACAAUGCGGCAUUUACAUUUCUUUCCUACGCAAGGUUGGAUACUUGCCUAGCCCAACUUCACCUGACCAUGAAUCAAAAAAGUUGCCUGAAAUUGAAAUUAGUGACGAGCAGGUCAAACUUGUAACGUCAGGCGCAGCCACCCGUUCAAGCGCAGUUUAA